Molecule: messenger RNA, 946 nt
Organism: Musa acuminata subsp. malaccensis (wild Malaysian banana)
Lineage: Eukaryota; Viridiplantae; Streptophyta; Magnoliopsida; Zingiberales; Musaceae
Product: protein SODIUM POTASSIUM ROOT DEFECTIVE 2
Molecular function (GO): metal ion binding
Source: RefSeq, a predicted model, not a curated record
CCUUUGGCCACCUUUUGCUUCUCUCUCUCUCUCUCUCUCUCUCUCUCUCUAGUUCAUGAUAGUACUCACACCACUCUGACUCCUUUGCUCGGCUUCAAGGAGAUGAGAAGAGUUAACUUCUCCUGUGUAUCACCAGCAUCAGCGGCAAUAUGCACGAGUAUAGAUCGGCGGUCGAUGGUUCGAGCGAGCACCAGAAGAGCCAUCGACCGCCACACGCCUCACCUGAGAGAUCCACGGAGAGCAAAGUCUGCUUUCAGCUCGGUAACUCGCACUGCAACGGAGAAGAAGUCUCACAGCCAAAGGAGGAAGAGCUUGGACAAACCAACCGAUCUCAUCAGUCCACCCGGCUCUUCUCGGUACUUGUUGAACGAUGAUGCCUUCUUCGAUGUGUUCCCCAUCGUGGAUGCUGCGCCUCCUCCUCUUUUCUCCGUCGAGCGGUCACAGCUUGAGAUUAUCAAGAAAGACGUACCUGCUGCUGUCUCAACUCCAUCCUCUGCUGUGCCACAGAACCAGGUGGUGCAUCUGAGGGUUUCCUUGCAUUGCAAAGGCUGUGAAGGGAAGGUCAGGAAGCACAUCUCCAAGAUGGAAGGCGUGACAUCGUUCGACAUAGAUUUCGAGACGAAGAAGGUGACGGUGGUCGGAGACGUGACCCCGUUGGGAGUCCUGAACAGCAUCUCCAAGGUCAAGAAUGCUCAGUUCUGGCCUUCGCCUUCAUCGUCGCCGCCGCCUCCGCCAGCCUCCUCUUGAUCCAAAUUUGCAUCUCUCAGGCGCCUGCAACUCUGGUCUUUCGGACAGUUCCUUGUGCCGACCGAUAGAAGAAUUAGAGGGAGAACGUUGUUGCUUCUCCUUCUCAUCAUCAUUAUGCUUGUAAUGUGACCUAAUUUUCCUGUCCUCUCUGUUCUUUUCCCUGAAACCUAUGCUGCUCAGUCAAAUUUGUUCUUUAGCC